This is a messenger RNA of Apaloderma vittatum (bar-tailed trogon), 444 nucleotides long. RefSeq names its product NADH dehydrogenase (ubiquinone) complex I, assembly factor 6 (gene NDUFAF6). Lineage: Eukaryota; Metazoa; Chordata; Aves; Trogoniformes; Trogonidae. The record is from RefSeq and is a predicted model, not a curated record. The coding region runs from base 120 to 425 and encodes 101 amino acids. Gene Ontology annotation, biological process: mitochondrial respiratory chain complex I assembly; biosynthetic process. Gene Ontology annotation, cellular component: mitochondrion. The transcript is spliced from 4 exons.
UAGGUGUGAGGGACAUCCAUGCUGACCAUGCAGCCAGUCACAUUGGGAAAGCACAAGGCAUAGUUACCUGUUUAAGAGCAACUCCGUAUCAUAGUACAAGACGAAAGGUCUUUCUUCCCAUGGACAUCUGUAUGUUGCAUGGAGUUUCCCAAGAGGAUUUCAUAAGAGGCAAGCAAGAGCAAAAUGUGAGAGAUGUAAUUUAUGACAUUGCCAGCCAGGCCCACGUCCACCUAGAACACGCUAGAUCUUUCAGUAAGAAAGUUCCUGUGAAGGCGUAUCCUGCUUUUUUCUGUACGGUUGCUUUAGAUGAUUAUUUAUAUAAUAUACGAAAAGUCGACUUCAAUAUAUUUCAUCCGAGCUUACAAAUGAAGAGUACAUUAUUACCAUUGCAUUUAUAUAUUAGGUCUUGGAAAAAAACAUAUUAAAGUGUGGUUUUUUAAUAUG